Messenger RNA from Dracunculus medinensis (Guinea worm), 462 nucleotides. The record is from the annotation of a GenBank genome assembly. NCBI's taxonomy places the organism in Eukaryota, Metazoa, Nematoda, Chromadorea, Rhabditida, Dracunculidae.
CCGAAAAAGCCAGUGAUGUCAGUUAUAACUAACGAAACCGAUAUGUUAUUGGGCAAAGUUGUACAGAUAACAGAUAUAGGAUUAGACAAGAUUCACUGUGUGCAGGUCCGAUGUAGACAAAAUGAAUUCGAUUUAUAUUUAAAAAAAUUCUUUGUUAAAAGCGGCGAUUUCUGGGCAACAGAUACCAAAACACAUUGCGGUCUUGGUGACAUUGUUUUAAUAAAAAAGCCCACAGAAAAACCCCCACAGCAGAGAAUCACUCAUGAAGUAAUGAAAAUCAUUUUCAAAUUUGGUUAUAUAAUCGAUCCAGUUACCAAGAAAAGGGUGGUUCGAGAUUCUUUCGAUGAUGAAUUCGAAUUUAGAACAAGAGUUGAUGCAUUACUUUUCGAUGAACAAAGCGCUAUACAACAUCGGCGUCUUCUAGAACGAAAAAAUUCUAUCGAAAAUAAUGAGGAAUUGUAA